CCCUCUCUUCUAUCUUUCCAGGGUGCUUAAGGCCCCAGAGCUCCAUUCUCGGGCUGUUUGUCGCUGUGCCAGAUGCACGGCUUAUUCUGCGAGCCCAGCGAAGGUCCUAACGCUGUGCAGGAGGGGGAAAACAUCAGUGGGGAGGGCUGCGCUGAACCGUGCAGAGAGGUGGGGAAAUGGGUAGGAAUGUAAGGCGCAAAGGCCAGCUCAGCGUCCCUGGCAGUUAGGAAGACAGGUCCUAAAGGGGCCUUGAGAGGUAGCCGUGGGAGUUGUGUCGUGUCUGUCCCUGUGCGAGCUGCUGUCUAGCACCUGCGGGCUCGUUUCCUUCCUCUGCGCUUGGGAAUCUGCAGUCCAACACGGACUGGUGAGGGUCUCCACAGCUUCUAAGUUACUAGGAGUACUGCUGGCAUUUUCUGCCCGGCUCCGCCAUGCCGGCGGUGCUGGGUUUUGAAGGUAGCGCCAACAAGAUUGGCGUGGGAGUGGUGCGCGACGGCAAGGUGCUGGCGAACCCCCGGCGGACUUAUGUCACUCCUCCGGGCACAGGAUUCCUUCCAGGUGAUACUGCCAGGCACCACCGAGCUGUUAUCUUAGACCUACUGCAGGAGGCACUAACAGAGGCUGGAUUAACCUCCCAGGAUAUCGAUUGCAUUGCCUAUACCAAAGGCCCCGGCAUGGGUGCCCCACUGGCUUCUGUGGCUGUUGUGGCCCGAACUGUGGCCCAGCUGUGGAAUAAGCCAUUGCUGGGUGUGAACCACUGUAUAGGCCACAUUGAGAUGGGCCGCCUCAUCACUGGAGCCACCAGCCCAACUGUGUUGUAUGUCAGUGGAGGAAAUACGCAGGUGAUUGCGUACUCAGAACAUCGUUACCGCAUCUUUGGGGAAACCAUCGAUAUUGCUGUGGGCAAUUGUCUGGAUCGUUUUGCUCGAGUGCUGAGGAUUUCCAAUGACCCAAGUCCAGGCUACAACAUUGAACAGAUGGCAAAGCGAGGCAAGAAGCUAAUUGAGCUGCCAUACACUGUAAAGGGGAUGGACGUCUCAUUCUCAGGGAUCCUGUCUUUCAUUGAGGAUGUAGCCCAGCGGCUGCUGAGCACAGGCGAGUGUACUCCUGAGGAUCUGUGUUUCUCCCUGCAGGAAACUGUGUUUGCAAUGCUGGUAGAAAUCACGGAGCGAGCCAUGGCACAUUGUGGCUCCCAGGAGGCCCUCAUUGUGGGAGGUGUGGGGUGUAAUAUGAGGCUGCAGGAGAUGAUGGAGACAAUGUGCCAGGAACGGGGAGCCCGGCUUUUUGCCACAGAUGAGAGAUUCUGCAUUGACAAUGGAGCCAUGAUAGCCCAGGCUGGCUGGGAGAUGUUUCAGGCUGGACACAGGACCCCCCUUAGUGAUUCUGGGAUUACGCAGAGGUAUCGAACAGAUGAAGUAGAAGUGACCUGGAGGGACUAACAAGAUUAACAGGAUCAGAGUAGAUCGUUUCCUAAGUGGAGCCCAAGGACGCUGGAUCUUAAUUUAUAUUCCGAUGUAGGAAUCCUAGCAAAGCUAUAGACUCCGAGCAAGGCUUGGGGUCCCUUUUGGAAACCCAAGAUGACUCAGCAAUAAAAUGUUUUUGGUUUUGUAUGUUGGU
This is a messenger RNA of Microcebus murinus (gray mouse lemur), 1614 nucleotides long. It is a transcript of the gene OSGEP, whose product is annotated as O-sialoglycoprotein endopeptidase. Gene Ontology annotation, cellular component: cytoplasm; EKC/KEOPS complex. The record is from RefSeq and is a predicted model, not a curated record. NCBI's taxonomy places the organism in Eukaryota, Metazoa, Chordata, Mammalia, Primates, Cheirogaleidae. Gene Ontology annotation, biological process: tRNA threonylcarbamoyladenosine modification.